CAAAUAGUAUUUAAUCCUCACAACUUCAAAUUCUAUGCAUUACAUUCUUCAUACAAAUUUUUAGAUUCUUCAUACACAGAUCAAAAUUCCAAACCAAUGGGUCUAUCAAUCACCACUUCAGAUUUUAAAGAAACUGAAUUUCACUCUGAUCAUCAUAGAACUCACAAAAUAUUCCUCUUUACAAAUUAUAUUCUCUUAGGAGCAGCGUCAAGUUGCAUCUUCCUUACUCUCUCCCUCCGGUUAAUUCCGUCCCUCUACGGCGGCCUUCUUAUCCUCCUCCACGUGCUAACAAUCGCCGGUGCAGCUUUUAGCUGCACAGCGAUUGUUGCCUCAGCGGGUUCUAACAAGUGGUACGGUGUCCACAUGGUUGCUACAGUUUUAACGGCUAUAUUUCAAGGUUCUGCUUCGGUCCUUAUAUUUACAAGGACUUUGGAUUUAUUAGAAAAAUUUAAUUCUUAUGUUAGAGUAGAAGAUGGUGCAACGAUCUUGAAAUUGACCGGUGGAUUAUGCAUUUUGAUAUUUUGCUUGGAAUGGGUUGUUUUGCUAUUGGCAUUUGUCUUGAGGUACAAUGCUUUUGUGGAAGGAAAUGGGGGAGUUGAAGGUAGUUCAAGUUUUAGCAGCAAUUAUAAAGUUCAAGAUGAGGACUUGAAACAUUGGCCUUGUCCAUUCCAAGUCUAAAUUCAACUUAUUGUACAUGCCUAUUGAAUAUAUUUAUUCUUUACUUAUGUUUGAGGUCAAUGCUCAAAUUUUAUGAGUUUUAUGUAAUCACAUUCGUUAAUUUAUGGUU
Molecule: messenger RNA, 787 nt
Organism: Nicotiana attenuata
Lineage: Eukaryota; Viridiplantae; Streptophyta; Magnoliopsida; Solanales; Solanaceae
Exons: 1
Coding region: 97-678 (193 amino acids)
Source: RefSeq, a predicted model, not a curated record